AGAAGGAUGUGGAAACGGCAAGUAGUGAGUCCAUCCUGGCUAGAGCUCAAGGACAAGACAAACGACAAAUAGAUCAUCGCUGUGUCGCAUAUUACAACUUCAACAACAAUCGAAUCGAUUUCAGAGCUCAAAACAAACAAACACACUCACCUCAACAAUCAAUCUAUCAAUCAAACAACGAUGUUCAUAUCCUAGUUCUCUGCUCCUACUACUACUACUACUACUACUACUACUGCUACUUCUGCUUUCCCAUUUUACCCUUACCGGCGGCCACACUUUCCUGUCGCCGCAGGCCGCCGUCAUUCCGCCAUUCUAUGCUCACCAUUUUGGGGAUCCUGUGUUCUGGCCUGAUUCUGGGUCCAGGUUAAUAGAGAUGGUGGUGGUUGCUGGGUUAUUAGGGUUACAGGGUGUGGUCUAUGUGUUGUUGGCGUUGGGGUUUGUGGUUCUUCGUCAGGUUUGGAGGAAUGCCGAGGCUAAGAAGGACGAGAUCAUGAAGCUGGUGGAGGAUGCUGCUAUGGCUGAAAUGCAGGCUGCUGUUUAUGCUGCCAAGUGCUCUUCGGUUCGUGACUCAGUUUCUUCUUCUGCUCAAUUUUAUCAGUGUGCGGUGUGUUAUUCACCUACCACCAUGCGCUGCUCUCGCUGCAAGGCUGUUAGAUAUUGUUCGGGUAAGUGUCAAAUUAGUCACUGGAGACUGGGUCACAAGGAUGAAUGUUGUCCUGCAAAUACCACCAUGGACCACCAAGAGGAAAAUAUUUCUUUUUCGGCAUCAGUAUCGGAAACUCAGUCUGGUUUUCAUGAAAUGGAAGGAUCAAAUGCCGGUAUUGCAUCUUCCAAUGACUCAUAUUCCAGCCUUAAUCCCGCUGUUGCUGCAAGAAAUUCAUUGGAUGGUGACAAUCACAGCAGAUUUGUGAAACAUGCCUUUGAAAAUAAUGUUGAGGAUACACAUGUUGCUUCCGAUCAUAGCAAUGAGACAAUGUUGAAGCCCACAUUUCCCUUGGAAUCGAAGAAUUCUGUGAAAUUUGAAGUUAAGGGUACUAGUGCAAGUAAAAAAAGCUCAACUUCUAGCUACAUCACCAACGAGACUGGGUUUAAAUCAAAUUUUCCUGAAACUAAAUCUGACACAUCUCAUGAUGUGGCAGAAAAUUUGGGAGGCCAUGAACACAGAAGAAAAGUUGCAAUCGUUGAAAAAUCAAUAACAAAUACCUCUAAAUGCAGAGCUGGGCCUUCCAGGAGGAGUUCAAGUGUAGAUACUGUAGCGGAUGAUUUAGAAGAAGUAUCACAUUUGUCCCAGUACAAAGAUUCCCGGAGAUCAUCAUCUAGUUCUCGUGAUCGCCUUUCCUCAACUACUAAGGGGGAUUUGAUUUCACAUUCAAAGUCUUUUAAAACUGACAAUUAUCAUACCCUGCCUGCGAAAGUUAGUGCCGUUCCAAAUCUGCCACAAAAUGUUCGUAGUGGUUUGAAAACAUCAAUGCAGAAAGUUGUUCAGCAGUUUAGAAGCUCAAAAGAGUCAAGAUCCAAUCCAGUAUCUGUUGAAAAUAAGAUGGGCUUUCCUUAUGAACUCUUUAUGGAACUUUAUUGUUAUGACAAGGUGAAGCUAUACCCAUUUGGCCUCACAAACUUGGGGAACAGCUGUUACGCUAAUGCGGUACUCCAGUGCUUGGCAUAUACUCGACCUCUAACUUCGUAUUUAUUUCAAGGAUUCCAUUCUAGACGAUGUCAGAAGAAGGGAUGGUGUUUUAUCUGUGAGUUUGAAUAUUUAAUUCUGAAGGCAAAAGAAGGGAAUUGUGCACUUUCUCCAAUUGGGAUAUUAUCUAAGAUACACAAGAUUGGUAGCAAUCUUGGACACGGGCGGGAGGAAGAUGCACAUGAAUUUUUGAGGUGUGCAGUUGAUACAAUGCAAUCUAUUUGCCUCAAGGAAGCUGGUGUUUCAAGUCCUUUGACAGAAGAAACAACUCUAAUUGGGUAUACUUUUGGAGGCUAUCUACGAUCUAAGAUAAAGUGCUUAAAGUGCUUAGGGAAAUCUGAGAGGUAUGAGAGAAUGAUGGAUCUGACUGUUGAGAUUGAUGGGGAAAUUGGAACUUUGGAGGAGGCUCUUGGACAAUUUACAGCACCUGAAAUUUUGGAUAAAGAUAAUAAGUAUAAUUGUAGCAGAUGUAAAUCCUAUGAGAAAGCCAAGAAGAAGUUGACAAUCUUGGAGGCGCCAAAUAUUCUUACAAUUGUAUUAAAACGAUUUCAGUCUGGUAACUUUGAGAAGUUGAAUAAGUCGGUUCAGUUCCCUGAGGUCCUGAAUAUGGCUCCGUAUAUGAGUGGAACAAAAGACAAAUAUCCAUUCUACAACCUUUAUGCAGUGGUUGUCCAUUUGGAUAUCAUGAAUGCUGCAUUUUCUGGCCAUUAUGUCUGUUAUGUGAAGAAUAUUCAAGGAGAAUGGUUCAGGACUGAUGACAGCAGGGUAGAGCCUGUCGAAUUUUCAAGAGUCUUAUCAGAAAGGGCAUACAUGCUUCUUUAUGCAAGGCACUCUCCGAAGCCGCUAGGUUCAGUAAGUAGCAAUGCAAUCUCUUCAACUGGAAAGUUGAAGAGGAGAAACUUAGAAGCCAUUCCUGCUUCUUCUAAGACAAGAUCAAAUUCCAUGGCUACAAGUGCGGAUUCUCCCUCCCAACAGCAGAAGCAGCAUAGCAAGCACUCUGGUGAUGAUACCUUUAGCAAUGAAAUUGCAUAUCCAGAAGAAUUGAGAUUCUCCAAUGGUGGAAGAAAUACUAUGGUAGAUUCUUCUAGCGAAAGUUCGCUUUUCAGCUCUUCAGAUGCAAGUUCUUGCAGUACUGCAAGUAUCAAGGACUCAGCCAGUACUGCUGACUUCUCAGAUUACAUAUUCGGCGAGGUGGGACCUAAUUGGUACAUCAACUAUGGACUUUCAUCUAACUCGGUAGCAUCUUCUUCCUAUGAUAACAUUAGUACAGAUUUCUUAGUGGAUAGUGAUGCUAGUAGGAGGCAAAGGCAGGAUCUAAGAGUUAGAAGAUAAAUCAGUUUUGUAAGCUAGCAAAAACAAAAAAUUAUAGUGGCAGUAGGGGAAUUGACCUUAAAUGUCACUUCUAACCAUCAUGACAAUAAUUCCGGUGUACAUGUGAGAAGGAAAAGUACAGAUGCAUCAGCUCAAACGUUUUAUUGAGUUUGGGUUGAGAUAGAAGCAAUCAUGUGGGAUAUUUUUAGUACAGUGAAAUCAAUAUUUCGCGAAUGAGUUAGAAUGA
Messenger RNA from Lotus japonicus, 3242 nucleotides. Its product is annotated as ubiquitin carboxyl-terminal hydrolase 17. The record is from RefSeq and is a predicted model, not a curated record. Gene Ontology annotation, cellular component: cytosol; nucleus. Gene Ontology annotation, molecular function: cysteine-type deubiquitinase activity; cysteine-type endopeptidase activity. The transcript is spliced from 12 exons. Lineage: Eukaryota; Viridiplantae; Streptophyta; Magnoliopsida; Fabales; Fabaceae. The coding region runs from base 374 to 3016 and encodes 880 amino acids. Gene Ontology annotation, biological process: protein deubiquitination.